Molecule: messenger RNA, 882 nt
Organism: Rhipicephalus microplus (southern cattle tick)
Lineage: Eukaryota; Metazoa; Arthropoda; Arachnida; Ixodida; Ixodidae
Source: RefSeq, a predicted model, not a curated record
AUGCACCAGGCGGCCUCCUGCAAGCUCCAGGAACAACUGGAGGGACGGCUGCAGGUGUUCACGGACGAAUCUGUGAUGCCAGACGGGACCGCAGCGGCCGCAUGCGUAAUCCCGUCCAGAGCCAACAGCAGGCAGUGCAGGCUACCCUUCCCGGUGAGCUCCACGGCUGCGGAACUUGCUGGACUGCAUCUCGCAGUAGACCUGUUGGCUGAGGACAUCCCCCUUGAGCCGGCAGCGGUCCUGUGUGACAACAAGGCAGCCCUGCAGACCCUGGCCAACUCCCGCUGUGCCGCACUGACCGCCUGCCUCCUGACAGCCAGGGUUCGUGCCCUCACCGACGCCGGGGUGUCCGUCUCCUUCCACUGGCUGCCCUCCCACGUGGGCAUCGCUGGAAACGAGAAGGCGGACACACUCGCCAAGGCUGCCCACCAGCCUGGUACUCCCCACUCCUGUGCCGUGGCGGCCAGGGACUAUUCACAGGCCCGUCUCAAGAGGCUCCUCGUCACAGUCCACCCAAACCCUAGGGUGGCCAGCGGGCGAGGACCAAAGCCUCUCCCAGAGACGGGCCUCACCAGGAGAGAACGGGCCUCCCUGUUGCGACUGCGGACCGGCUGCGUGUGGACAGCCGCCCGCCGCCACGCCAAGGACCUCUGUCCCUCCACGGCCUGCAGCCGUUGCGGAAACCCAGAGACCCUCGAACACCUCCUCUGUGCCUGCCCUGGCUUAGCAGAGGAACGCUUGAGGGCCUACACGGCCUACAGGAGACAGGGUGUGCCCGUCUCCACCCUGGAAGACCUGCUGUUCCCAUCUCGUCCACAUACAGCAGCACUCCGCAGCCUGGCAGAGUUCGUGGAGGAGUCACGAAUUGCUGCCUACCGCUGA